This is a messenger RNA of Neoarius graeffei (lesser salmon catfish), 2034 nucleotides long. RefSeq names its product enolase 3, (beta, muscle) (gene eno3). The transcript is spliced from 13 exons. Lineage: Eukaryota; Metazoa; Chordata; Actinopteri; Siluriformes; Ariidae. The coding region runs from base 200 to 1504 and encodes 434 amino acids. Gene Ontology annotation, biological process: glycolytic process. The record is from RefSeq and is a predicted model, not a curated record. Gene Ontology annotation, cellular component: phosphopyruvate hydratase complex. Gene Ontology annotation, molecular function: phosphopyruvate hydratase activity; magnesium ion binding.
ACACACACACACUGCUGAACACACCACCGAACACACUCAGAUAUGCCAAAAUGGAGUGAGGAUGAUUUUGUGGUCCUCUCACUUCUUGAAAGUAGAAAAAGGAAAUAUUGGGUUCAUCCAAACCUGAGAAGGCACCAAGAGCAACGGAAGUCUCACUAGCUGAUGAAGGAGCUGUGGAAUUAUCCUGAUCAUUUCAAGAAUGUCCAUCACUAAGAUUCAGGCACGUGAGAUCCUCGACUCUAGGGGAAAUCCCACUGUGGAGGUCGAUCUUUUCACAGCCAAAGGUCUCUUUAGAGCUGCUGUUCCCAGUGGAGCCUCUACUGGUGUUCAUGAGGCUUUGGAGCUCCGAGAUGGAGACAAGACCCGCUACCUGGGCAAAGGUACUCAGAAGGCUGUAGAUAAUGUCAAUAAGGACAUUGGUCCCAAACUGAUUGAGAAGAAAUUCAGUGUAGUCGAGCAGGAGAAGAUUGAUAAAUUCAUGCUGGAACUUGAUGGAACUGAGAACAAAUCUAAGUUUGGUGCGAAUGCGAUUCUUGGUGUGUCUCUGGCAGUGUGUAAGGCAGGAGCAGCAGAGAAAGGAGUUCCACUUUUCAGACACAUCGCUGACCUCGCAGGAAACAAGAAUGUUAUCCUGCCUGUACCUGCAUUUAAUGUGAUUAACGGAGGUUCUCAUGCUGGGAACAAGCUGGCCAUGCAGGAGUUCAUGAUCCUGCCAGUGGGAGCGAACAGUUUCAGCGAGGCGAUGCGAAUUGGUGCUGAAGUUUAUCACAACCUGAAAAACGUCAUUAAAGCCAAAUACGGAAAGGACGCUACCAAUGUGGGGGAUGAGGGAGGGUUUGCCCCCGACAUCCUGGAGAAUAAUGAGGCAUUGGAGCUGUUAAAGUCUGCUAUACAGAAGGCAGGUUAUCCAGAUAAGAUCAUCAUCGGGAUGGAUGUUGCAGCGUCAGAAUUCCACAAAGCCGGAAAAUACGAUCUGGACUUUAAAUCUCCAGAUGACCCAAAACGCUAUAUCACGGGGACAGAACUGGGAGAUCUGUACAAGAGCUUCAUUAAGAAUUACCCAGUGAUGUCCAUCGAGGACCCGUUCGAUCAGGACGACUGGCAGAACUGGACGGAGUUCACUGCUUCAGUGGACAUCCAGGUUGUAGGAGACGACCUGACGGUGACGAACCCCAAACGCAUCCAACAGGCCGUGGAGAAAAAAGCCUGCAACUGUCUGCUGCUCAAAGUGAAUCAGAUCGGCUCGGUGACCGAGUCUAUACAGGCUUGUAAGCUUGCACAGUCUAAUGGGUGGGGUGUGAUGGUGAGUCAUCGCUCUGGUGAGACUGAGGACACAUUCAUCGCUGACCUCGUUGUUGGGUUAUGCACAGGACAGAUUAAGACUGGUGCCCCUUGCAGGUCAGAACGCUUGGCCAAGUACAACCAGCUUCUGAGAAUCGAGGAGGAGCUCGGAGACCAUGCCAAGUAUGCUGGUCGAGACUUCCGUCAUCCCAAAGUGAAUUAAACUGGGGUCCUACAAUAUGCUCACGACAUCUCUCUCUUUCUCUCACUCUCUCACACACACACACUGACAGAGACUGUACUGGUUCCUGAUAAGACGGCAUCAUCUCAUCUCAUUAUCUGUAGCCGCUUUAUCCUGUCCGACAGGGUCGCAGGCAAGCUGGAGCCUAUCCCAGCUGACUACGGGCGAAAGGCGGGGUACACCCUGGACAAGUCGCCAGGUCAUCACAGGGCUGACACAUAGACACAGACAACCAUUCACACUCACAUUCACACCUACGGUCAAUUUAGAGUCACCAGUUAACCUAAUCUGCAUGUCUUUGGACUGUGGGGGAAACCGGAGCACCCGGAGGAAACCCCCACGGACAACAUGCAAACUCCGCACAGAUAGGCCCUCACCGGCCACAGGGCUCGAACCCGGACCUUCUUGCUGUGAGGCAAGAGCACUAACCACUACACCACCAUGCCGCCCCUAAGACAGCAUCACUGUUAUCAAAAUUAGUUUCACAUUUUGAAAUAAAAAUUGAGCAAUGA